Messenger RNA from Aspergillus costaricaensis CBS 115574, 761 nucleotides. RefSeq lists its product as uncharacterized. The transcript has 3 exons. NCBI's taxonomy places the organism in Eukaryota, Fungi, Ascomycota, Eurotiomycetes, Eurotiales, Aspergillaceae. The record is from RefSeq and is a predicted model, not a curated record. The coding region runs from base 237 to 761 and encodes 174 amino acids.
GUUUUUUCCUCACCUCAUCUCAUCCUUCCCAGGGGUGAUGGUCACUCCUUCCUUUCUAAUCGUCUUAUUAUAAAAAAAAGACCUCUUCGGACAAUAGAUCCCCUCUUUAUAACUGGGGACUAUUGUCUUGAAAAAAUACCCGCUUCCCCUACUACACCUUUACGACCUACACCUCGAAAAGAACAAAAAAGUUUCAACAAGCUAUAUAUCCUCUUUUUCGCCGGAUUGGACGGAGAAUGGGCCAGAGACAUAAUCGACGUCGCACACGACCCCGAUCUCGAAACCGCAGCGUCAAUCCUCUACUUCUUCCGUCCCACCCUUUCCCACGACCUGUCAAUACCUGCGCUCCAGCUGUUCCCUCCGCUUUCGACUGUCCUGAAAUACCCGCCCCGACCUGGCACUAUGGGCAUUUGCUAGGGCAGAAGCGUGAUCGUGCGCUGAGGAUGGAGGCUUCUACGCUGGAGGCAGAACAGUAUCGUCUCUUUGGCGGUGUCCCGGGCGACGAUGUUGGUCUCUGUUAUCGCAUGUUGGAGUACUUCGGUGGACUCGACUAUAUCGAUUGCAAUCCUAUAAUUGUCGUCCAGGCGGGAAACGAAGGCAUAUCCAAAUGGCACGCAAUACUCAACCGAUCGCCAACGGGCCCCAUCCCGACAUUAUCGAAAAUCAAAAUCCGACAUCAGCGAAACCAGAACAAUACCAGCUCUCGAAAUAAAUGCGCGAGAACCAGUUUUCAAUGGAGGACCCAAGUCAAUGACUUGUAG